Messenger RNA from Theobroma cacao (cacao), 1665 nucleotides. RefSeq lists its product as uncharacterized. NCBI's taxonomy places the organism in Eukaryota, Viridiplantae, Streptophyta, Magnoliopsida, Malvales, Malvaceae. The record is from RefSeq and is a predicted model, not a curated record.
CUAAAUUGACUUGGGAAAGUCUAUGUCAGCUUUCACACCUGAGGUCCUUACCUGGACUUGAUAAGGCAAUGAAUUGAGAAUACAAAGUUACUUGCAUCAGCUUUUCAGUUCGGACAGAAGACAAGCCAAGUACAAUCAAGCAAGCAAAACAUGGGUGGUCAUCAGAUCAAUCCUCCCAUUCCCACUCCUGAGGAAAAAUCUUCAAUGGACCAAGAUUACUCAAACCCAUCAUUGCCAUCCCAACCCUUCAAUUUUCCCAGCGUGAAGGUCGAGGAUGGGAGAGUCAGCCAAGAUAAUCGGGUGAUUUCUGGCGAACUCGACCAAGUUGGUCCUUUCUCGACCUCUUCUUUGGAGAUUGAAGCUAAUCAAAGGAGGAGACGCAAUACUUACUCAGAGGUCUUUCAGAGUUAUGAUCCAUUGCGGGUUCACAGCAAAAUUCUGGAUGAGGCCAAGAGCAAGAUUUUGAGCUAUGUCCCUGGAGCAUGGAUUGACAAUGUGGGCAGUGACUAUGAUGUGCCAAAAACGACGACCCUCCUUUUGGUUGGUCCAAAAGGGUGUGGAAAAAGCAGUCUUAUAAACAAAAUCUCAAGAAUAUUUGAAGAUGACAAGUUUGCAUCAGAAAGAGCUCAAGUAUCAUACAAUCCAUCUGUUGGAGAUGGGACCUACUUUCUUCAAGAAUAUAUGAUCCCAAGAGGCUCGACUUCUUUCUGUCUUUACGAUACCAGAAGUUUGAGUGAUGCCAAGUCUGAAAACAUUGAUAUGAUAAAGUGUUGGAUGACCAAAGGUGUUCGUCAUGGAGAACUAAUUAUCAGGGAAUCAGAUGGUUCAAGGUUAAGGAGCAGAAUGAAGUGCAAAACUCAAGAAGACAAUUGUCAGUCCACUGAGAUGAGGAAGGUUAAUUUUGUCAUUUUUGUUGUUCAUGGUGUUUCAUUUCUGAAAUCCAUGGAAGGUGAUGACAAUGAAGGGAAACAGUACAUACAAUUAAUUACUAAAGUUUUUAAUUGCCCGCACCUGUCAUUCAAAGAUGAUAAACCUGUUGUUGUUGUCACACAUGGUGAUUUACUUUCGCUGUCUGACCGUUUGCGUAUUCGUGUCCAUUUGGGAGAGCUUCUGGGAAUUCCACCAGCGAAACAAAUUUUUGACAUUCCAGAAAGCUGUGAUCCAAUAACAGAGUUGACAAUUGUUGAAAUGUUGCGGUAUUCACUUGAGCAUGCAGAUCGAAACCUUCCUCGAAAGAACUGGGUUCUUGACCGGGUGCACAAGGUUUCUGUACCUGCGUGUGUUUGUCUGCUAAUAAACCUUGGGAUCGCAAUGGUAUCUGCUCAUAUGAAACAUCUGAAUGUGGACCAUGCCCGCAAAUCAAAAUCUCGCAGAGAUCGGGGUACCAUCUGGCACAAGUGGUUAGACUAGGAGUACAUUUACCUUUUAUGUCAGGUUUGUUGCCCUUUAAUCAAAUUCUUAUGGAAGAUAAACAUAGUUUGAGUGACUUCAUGUGUAAAUGAAAUAAGCUUUUCAUAUUAAAUGCUGCCCAUUUGAAUAACCUUUCGUAUCACUCUGGAAUUUACAAUGCAUUGUACUCUUGUAUACUUGACAAUGAGUAUGUUGAUAACGUUAAGCUAUAUCCACUUGUCAAGCGUAAACUAAUAUAAUCAUUUGAUAUGUACA